This is a messenger RNA of Myotis daubentonii (Daubenton's bat), 2310 nucleotides long. RefSeq lists its product as uncharacterized. The coding region runs from base 1 to 2310 and encodes 769 amino acids. The transcript is spliced from 5 exons. The record is from RefSeq and is a predicted model, not a curated record. Gene Ontology annotation, biological process: negative regulation of transcription by RNA polymerase II. Gene Ontology annotation, cellular component: nucleus. Lineage: Eukaryota; Metazoa; Chordata; Mammalia; Chiroptera; Vespertilionidae.
AUGCCUCGUGGUCAUAAGAGUAAGCUCCGAGCUCGGGAGAAACGCCGCCAAAACAAAGCUGAGGACCCAGGUGUUAAGAGUGCUCAGGCCCCUGCAAGAGAGGAAGGAGAGGCCGCUUGCUCCUCCUCUUCUGUUUUGGGGGACGCCCCCUCAAGCUCCACUAGUGCUGGCACUCUCCAGGCACCUCAGGGUGCCCCAGCCACCACCAGUGCGGCUUCAGGAGCUUCAGCUGCCUCAUGUGAAAGAUCUUCUGUAAAAGCUAAAGGCCAUGUUAGGAAAAGUAAAAGUUCUUCCGGGGCCUCAACUUCCACUAAGAAUGCUGGCCAAGAUCUUAUAAAUCAAAAGGCAAUUAUGUUAGUAGAGUACCUGCUGCAUCAAUAUAAAAAGAAUGAUCUCAUUAGAAAGGGAGACAUGCUGAAGAUCAUUCGCAAGUGGUUCAGGAAGGACUUCCCUGAGAUCCUCGGGAGAGCCUCUGAGCGCAUGGAUCGGUUCUUUGGCCUGCAAGUGAAAGAAGUGAAGCCCAGCGGUAAUUCCUACACCCUUAUCAACAGUGAAGAUGAGAGUGUGAGCAGCGGCUUCAGAUUUCCUAACAAAGGGAUCCUGAUGCCUCUCCUGGCUGUGAUCUUCUUGAAUGACAACCGUGCCUCUGAGAAGGAGAUCUGGGAAUUCCUGGAUGAUUUGGGCGUCUAUGAUGGAAAGGUUCACUUCAUUUUUGGGGAGCCCAGGAAGCUUAUCACCCAAGAUUUGGUGCAGGAAAAAUACCUGGUGUACCAGCCAGUGCCCAACAGUCAUCCUCCACGCUAUGAGUUCCUGUGGGGUCCAAGAGCCCACGCUGAGACCAGCAAGAUGAAAGUCCUGGAGUUUUUAGCCGAUCUCAAUGAUACCCUGCCCACUGACUACUCACCCCAUUAUGAAGAGGCUUUGCAAGAUGAGGAAGAGAGAAAGCAAGCCAGAGCCCAAGCUGCAACCAGGGAUGCCACUCCUCCCAAGGCCAGUGGUGGCUCCAGUGUAAAGCCUAAGGUUCCUAAGGGGGAUAAGAGCCUUGGUCUAAGAGCAGAGUUCUCAGGUCAUUAUAGGAAGGAGUAUCAGGUUCUCAUAGAAAUGGCAGUGAUAAACCUUAAUGAGGAUUAUGGAAGGGCCCAGCCAGAGCAGUCGGAUCCCAUAGAGUCCCAUCCCGGUGGUCAGCCCUGGUUUCAAGGAGAUGAGAACAAUGGUGUACAGACUGGAUCAUCAGCAGAGAGUGAAAUCCCAGGCAUGACAGUGUCAUGGCAAAAAUCCUAUGAACUGUUGCCCAACCUGCACUUUUACCUUCUGUACUUGACAGUCAUCAUGCCUCGAUGUCAAAAAAAUAAGCUCCACACCCGUGAGAAACACCACCAGGCCCAAGGUGAGACCCAGGGUCUGAGGGGUGCCAAGGAAAAAGCAUUGCCCUCCUCGUCCUCUGCUCCUCUUCAAGCUGUUUCGCAGAGCAAGCCUGCUAAAAGGUCAUGUAGCAUUCGCAGGUGUCCUCACAAAGCCCUAUCCACCAUCACUAAGUCUGCAUCUAACACAAAAUUAUCUAAAGGAGUCAAUUGCAAAACGGAGAACAAGAAAAGUUCCUCCAAGACCUCACCAUCCAAAGCGAAGUCUCAAAGAGACCCUCUAACUGAGAUGAGCAAUAUAUUGGUGCAGUUCCUGAUGCAGAUGUACAAAAUGAAAAAGCCUAUUAAGAAAGCAGAUAUGCUCAAGAUUAUCCAUAAGAAGUACAAAAAUAGCUUCUCUGAGAUCCUCAGUAGAGCAUCAUUCAACAUAGAGGUGGUAUUUGGUGUUGACUUAAAGGAAGUUGAUGGUAUGAAGCAUUUAUAUGCUCUUGUCAACAAAAUGGAUCUCCCUAACAAUGGGAGGGUCCACCGUGGCAGGGGAUUUCCCAAGACUGGUCUCCUGAUGACUAUCCUGGGAGUGAUCUUCAUGAAUGGCAACUGCGCUACUGAGCAGAAGAUCUGGGAAUUCCUGAAUAAGAUGAAGAUACAUGCUGGAAAGAGGCACUUCAUAUUUGGGGAGCCAAAGAAGCUCAUCACCCAAGAUUUCGUGAAGCUUAAGUACCUGGAGUACCGCCAGAUGCCCGGCAGUGUUCCUCCAUGCUACGAGUUCCUGUGGGGCCCAAGAGCCUAUGCUGAAACCAGCAAGAUGAAAGUCCUGCAGUUUUUCGCCAAGAUUAAUCAAACCAUCCCCAGCGCCUUCACAUCCUGGUAUGAAGAGGCUUUGCAAGAUGAGAAAGAAAGAGCCCAAGCCACAAUUCCACUAAGGGCUGAUACCAGUGCUAUGGCAUGA